AUGGCGACAACAUUGACGGGUGGAAACCCUCACAUCAUUCAACUCCCCUCGACGCCCGCGGCCUCCCCUCCAGAAGCUCGGGUUAUUGCUCAGCAAUGGCUCACAAGCCUCGAGAACCAGCUCGCGCGUCCCGACACAUUGAGUCUUGCCAGUCUUUUCCACGCCGAAUCAUGGUGGCGCGAUAUGCUCGCGUUGGACUGGGACAUGCGCACCGCGCACUCAUCCACCGAGAUCGAAGAGUUGCUGCGCAAACGUCAAACCCAUACACAACUCCACAACCUCCGACUGCAAGACAAGGGCAAGUUCCAACCACGCUGGGAACAAGUUGUCGACGAGUUGAGCUGGGUAUCAAGCAUGUUCUUCUUUGAGACUGCUUGUGGAACGGGCUCUGGUAUGCUGCGCCUGACGCAAGAUCAGAGCGAUGGGAAGUGGAAGGCGUACGCGGUUUAUACAUCGUUGCAGGAAUUGAAAGGGUCCGAGGAGCCACUAGGACAGAGGCGGCCCGCGGGCACAACCGAAUCCAUGCCCGGUGGAUUGGCUGGAGGGACAUGGAUCGAGAGGAGGGAGCGACAGAAGGAAUUCUUGGAUUCGGAGCCGACUGUUUUGGUCGUUGGAGCUGGUCAGGCUGGUCUAAAUAUGGGUGCUCGGUUGCAGAAUAUGAGUCUUUCGUGUUUGAUUGUUGACAAGAAUGAGCGCGUUGGUGAUAACUGGCGAAACCGGUACCGGACUCUGGUAACCCAUGACCCGGCGGAGUUUACGCAUAUGGCGUACCUGCCCUUCCCUCAAAAUUGGCCUCAGUUCACUCCCAAGGACAAGCUUGGCGACUGGUUUGAGGCUUAUGCUAGCAUUAUGGAAUUGAACGUUUGGAUGAAGACGUUUGUCACGUCUGCUGAGUACAAUGAUGCCACUGCUGAGUGGAAUGUUACCGUGACUCGUGGCAAUGGUGCCCAGCGUACUCUACGCCCUCGUCAUGUCGUCUGGUGCACAGGACACUCGGGCGAGGCACGUGUCCCUCGAUUCCCCGGACAGGAUUCAUUUCAGGGCACAGUCUACCACGGAAGCCAGCACCAAGAUGCUUCCGAAUCUGACGUCCGUGGAAAGAAGGUGAUUGUUGUGGGAACUGGAAAUAGUGGACACGACAUCGCCCAGAACUACUACGAGAACGGUGCAGAUGUGACCAUGCUUCAGCGCAGCGGGACUUAUGUCCUAACCGCCGACAAAGGCGUUUUCAUGAUGCAUAAGGGAAUGCAUGAGGAUGGCGGCCCCCCGACCGAAGAAUGCGACGUCGUCUCCGAGAGUCUCCCCUUCCCCGUCCAAUUUGCACUCAGUGUACACAUGACAAAGCGAAUCGCAAACGUCGAGAAAGAAACCCUCGACGGCCUCCGCCGCGCAGGCUUCCAACUCGACUUUGGGCCCGACGGCGCGGGUAUUGCUCGCGCAUACUACACCGCCGGUGGUGGCUAUUAUAUCGACGUCGGAUGCAGCCAGCUCAUUAUCGACGGCAAGAUCAAGGUAAAGCACAGCCCCAAGGGGAUUGAAGGCUUUGGAGAGAGGGAGUUGCGUCUUGCGGAUGGCAGUUCUCUCCCCGCGGAUAUUAUCGUGCUGGCCACCGGCUACGACAACAUGCGUACUACCGUGCGGAAGGUGCUGGGUGAUAAGGUUGCUGAUCGAUGCGCGGACGUGUGGGAUCUGGACCAUGAAGGUGAGCUGCGUUCUAUGUGGCGGCCCAGUGGUCACCCAGGCUUCUGGUUCUUUGGCGGAAAUUUGGCACUUUGCCGUAUUUACUCGAAGUUCUUGGCCUUACAGAUCAAGGCUAUUGAGUCUGAUCUAUCUCCUGGAGAUAGACUGCAGCAGAGAGCCACUAAGAUUUGA
This is a messenger RNA of Penicillium atrosanguineum, 1872 nucleotides long. Its product is annotated as putative flavin-binding monooxygenase. The transcript has 3 exons. The record is from RefSeq and is a predicted model, not a curated record. Bases 1 to 1872 code for a protein of 623 amino acids. Gene Ontology annotation, molecular function: NADP binding; N,N-dimethylaniline monooxygenase activity; flavin adenine dinucleotide binding. Lineage: Eukaryota; Fungi; Ascomycota; Eurotiomycetes; Eurotiales; Aspergillaceae.